This is a messenger RNA of Phycodurus eques (leafy seadragon), 1592 nucleotides long. RefSeq lists its product as uncharacterized. Lineage: Eukaryota; Metazoa; Chordata; Actinopteri; Syngnathiformes; Syngnathidae. The transcript is spliced from 6 exons. Bases 34 to 819 code for a protein of 261 amino acids. The record is from RefSeq and is a predicted model, not a curated record.
CAAAGAAGUGUCACAGCAGCAUUUGGAAGGAUCAUGUCCUCCAGAACUCCCCGAUGCAAACAUGUCAGCUGGUGCGUGGACUCUCCACUUCCUGUAACUGCCACACCAGAUCCUCGCCCAAACAACGGGAUUCUGACCCGAGUUCACGUGUCACCACCACAAGCCUGUGGAAGAGCACCUGAUGAGGAGGAUUUGGAAAAACAGUCCACGGACCAAUCUAGUUUCGAGCCACAAAAUGCUGGUCUUCGCCGGAGCAGCCCGGUCAUCUCCAGACGCUGCAGACACAUCUCCUGCGGGGGUGCCGCCCUGUCCGAGGACCCUUCCGGCCCCAUGGGAGGCACCCGCUCCAACCACACGGGCCUCACAAAAAGGGGCUGUCCCUGUCUGAGAUUGGGCACCAGGUUGCACCUUGCUGUUGGCGGCAAGUUCCGAUUGGCUGAGAAGAAGCACACGGGGCGGGGCAUGGGUCACUGCAGUGCCCAAUGGGAGAUGGAAAAGGAAAAUGCUCACCUGCUGAUGGUGGACUUGGUGCUAGAGAUGCUGGAAGUCCUCCAGUGGACUCUGACCAAAACAAAAAGGGCGUCGCCAAGGCCCGGACGUCCAAGUAGCAAACGACGACACCACCACCAAGAUGAGGAGGAGACUGUGGACGACCACCGGGCCCAGCACAAAUGCACACAAAUCUACUCAGAGGUCACACAGUUGGGAGGCAGUGAUGGUGAGGCUCACUCCUUGUGUUUCUCUCCACUCUGGAAAGCUGAGUGCCUUGCCCGACAGCUGAUCCUGGACUUCGGGAGGAGGUGCUUUCCCUCCCAAUAGCUUCCACUGUGACGCAGGAGGGGUUUGAUGUCAUGGCUCAUUGCAAAAAUGGGAAGCAUACAAUUGUCCAAGACUAAGUGGUCCCAAAUUGAGGCCAUCAGUGAAUUUUCACAACUUCUUAUUUACCGCUUUCAGAAUCAGAAUCAAAAUCAGAAUCACCUUUAUUUGCCAAGUAUGUCAAAAACACACAAGGAAUUUGUCUCCGGUAGUUGGAGCCGCUCUAGUACGACAACAGAAUCGUAGAACACUUUUGAGACAUAAAAACACAGUCACUGAGCAAAAAAGGUUACCAGUAAUGUGGUAAUGCCGGGACAAUUGUAUUCAUUUGUUUUAUUUUUAAACAUGUGCAAAUUGAUGCCGAGUCCUCUGGCAAUUAGAGCAGUUUGAAAUGACUAAUAGACCAAUAGUCUGGUGCACUGACCAUUGCGCAAAUGGUGCACAGACUUCAAGAAAUGUAUGCAGUUUAAAGUUAGUAGUAGUGCGAUAAUCUGGGACAAUGUCAAUUGUGCAAAUGGUAUAUAUAUAUAUAUAUAUAUAUAUAUAUAUAUAUAUAUAUAUGUCAUUGUUGGGGAAAAAAGCCCUGACUUAGCACUGGUUUCCCUGCAGUUCUCAACUCUUCCACCAGGUGUCAGCAAAGACCUACGUUUAAGUCCACAGACGAUGGUGUUGAAAGAUGUUUGUUCAAGUCUUGCAGCUCCAAUAGUACCAGGUGCGCCAUUGUAAGCUAUUUAUUACAAAUGAAUAUGACUUGGUUGUAAAUUUUGCAGCAUGAA